UAAACCUUUAUAUACACACAUUCACAGACACAAAUUUAACAUCUUUGCUCAAGAAAAAUGCGGUUUAACAAGAUACUACAACUUGUUCUUGUUUUGCAACUAGAAACACUUGUCGUCUUGUCUCAAAACAUCAUAAACGGUUCUGUUCCUGUCGGAGAAUCUCUUACCACUUCAGAGUCCAGUUCAUGGCGUUCCCCUUCCGGUGACUUUGCUUUAGGGUUCCGCAAGAUCACACCAAACGAUGGUUUCACUCUAUCCAUUUGGUUCGACAAGAUUUCUAAUAAGACCAUCGUAUGGCACGCACAAGCCGUCAACACAACCACUGGUCUUGUCCCAAAUGGUUCCAAGGUUACAUUAACCAAAGAUGAGGGUCUGGUUAUCACUGACCCUGGAGGUCAGGAGCUGUGGAGAUCAUUGAGUGGUGGCUCUGUUUCUCGAGGGCGCAUGACUGACGAAGGAAACUUCGUUCUGUUUAGGGAUGCGGACGAGGUUAUGUGGUCGAGCUUCGAGAACCCCACCGACACUUUGUUACCUAAUCAGAAUAUAGAAGUUGGACAAAAUCUGUCAUCUCGUAGGACGGAGACGAGCUUCAAGAAAGGAAGAUUCAGCUUGCGCCUAGGUGAUGAUGGAAAUCUUCAGCUUCUCACUCUCAAUGCUGAGACUGUCUCAGAAUCCGACAUAUACUCAACGUACUACGAAAGCGACACGAACGAUCCAAACAGCCCCGGUGUUCGAUUAAUCUACAACCAGUCAGGGUACAUGUAUGUACUUCAAAGAAACAAUUCACAGUUCGUUGUCAAGAAGAAAGAUGAGGAACUUCUAAAGACGUCUAUCGCCGCGCCGUUCUACAUUUCGAUGGGGUUUUUGCUGAGUACUAUCAUCCCAAAGGAGGCCAAGAGAAUAGUGGGUGGGUGUUUGAUUGGGCUGUCAGAUAAUAUAUGCGGGAACUCUGACUCACUUGGGAAUACGGCUUGUGGGUAUAAUAAUAUAUGCAGUUUAAGUAACAACCAAAGGCCAAGAUGUGAAUGCCCUAAGAGGUUUGUGUUGAAGGAUCCAAGCAAUGAGUAUGGUGAUUGCGUGCCAGAUUUCGAGAUGGAGACUUGUGGAUCGAAAGAUAACCAAACCGUAAACUCAGAUGUGAAUCUUUACGAGUUUAUUACCUUAAAGAAGACGAAUUGGCCAUUUGGAGAUUACGAGAGUUAUGCCAACUAUGAUGAAGAAAGAUGUAAAGCUUCUUGUCUUAACGACUGUUUUUGCGCUGCGGUUGUUUUUGGAAACAAUCGGGAUCUAAGAUGUUGGAAGAAGAAGUUUCCGUUGUCUCACGGUGAAAGAAAUCCGCUUGGUGAUAGCGAUACAUUCAUUAAGGUUCUGAACCGCACUAUCGCGGAUGGUCGACUAAUUACCGAAAAGAGUUCGAAAAAUCGUGGCUGGUUAAUCAUUACUUGUUCGGUUCUACUUGGAACUUCAGCUUUCUUGAAUUUCAUAUUUCUUGCUAUGUACAAAAAGAAGAAGAAGAAGACGUCGAAGAAAAAUCAAUCAAGAGAUAUUAGUGUGGCUACAGCUACUGCGAAUGAGUUGAAUUUGAGGGUUUUUACUUACGGAGAGCUCGUGGAAGCUACAAGAGAUUUCAAGGAAGAGCUUGGAAGAGGAGCCUUUGGGAUUGUUUACAAAGGAAUUUUAAAAGUUAGUCGUGGUUCUGAAGUUACCGUGGCUGUCAAGAAACUUGAUCGUCUUGCUCCUGAUAAUGAGAAAGAGUUCAAUAAUGAGGUUAAAGUGAUUGCUCAGAUUCACCACAAGAACCUAGUGAGGCUUAUUGGCUUCUGUAACGAUGGACAAAGCCGGAUGAUCGUUUACGAGUUCUUACCGCAUGGAACAUUAGCCAGUUUUCUUUUCAGGCGCCCGAGACCAAGAUGGGAAGAUAGAAGGAGAAUUGCGGUGGACAUUGCCCGUGGGAUCUUGUAUCUACACGAAGAGUGCAGCGAGCAGAUAAUACAUUGCGACAUAAAACCGCAAAACAUACUUCUAGAUGAGAAUUACUGUCCUCGGAUAUCUGAUUUUGGUCUAGCAAAGCUUUUGAUGUUGAACCAAACGCAUACGCUGACGAACAUCCGCGGAACGAAAGGUUAUGUCGCAAUUGAAUGGUUCAAGAACGGUCCAAUUACAUCCAAAGUAGAUGUAUAUAGCUACGGUGUAAUGCUUCUAGAAAUCGUGUGCUGCAAGAAAGCCGUCGAUCUUGAGGAUGGCGUCAUUCUCAUUGAUUGGGCUUACGAUUGCUUUCGACAUGGAAAGUUGAAAGAUCUAAUCGAGGAUGACUCAGAGGCGAUGGACGACAUGGAGAUGGUAGAAAGAUAUGUGAGGACAGCGAUAUGGUGUAUACAAGAAGAGUCAGGGAUGAGACCUAACAUGAGAACUGUUACACAGAUGCUCGAAGGUGUGACUCAAGUUCAUGAUCCUCCAAAUCCAUCUCCUUUCUGUAGCAUUUUCACUUGUACUGAUGAGUCUAUGUCUAGUGGUCAUGUGUCACUUGUUUGAUACUUUUGUAUCGUAUAAUAUGUUUUAAUAAGUUGAUACUU
Molecule: messenger RNA, 2573 nt
Organism: Capsella rubella
Lineage: Eukaryota; Viridiplantae; Streptophyta; Magnoliopsida; Brassicales; Brassicaceae
Product: G-type lectin S-receptor-like serine/threonine-protein kinase RLK1
Biological process (GO): protein phosphorylation
Molecular function (GO): ATP binding; protein serine/threonine kinase activity
Source: RefSeq, a predicted model, not a curated record